Messenger RNA from Carlito syrichta (Philippine tarsier), 714 nucleotides. It is a transcript of the gene CUNH9orf152, whose product is annotated as chromosome unknown C9orf152 homolog. The coding region runs from base 1 to 714 and encodes 237 amino acids. NCBI's taxonomy places the organism in Eukaryota, Metazoa, Chordata, Mammalia, Primates, Tarsiidae. The transcript is spliced from 2 exons. The record is from RefSeq and is a predicted model, not a curated record.
AUGAAGAGGUUGUCCUGCCCAUGCCCUGCCCUGCCCUACUUCUGGCAGCUGGGGUCUCACUUCAUGGCUGAGAGUUCUGGGACUCAGGCUCCGGGGAAAGGGGCCCCUCUCAGCAUCCGGGUCCUGCGAGCCCAGUAUGAAGGCUUGAGAAGGCAGCAGAGGACCCAGGCCCACCUUCUGGUGCUCCCAAGAGGAGGAAAUACAUCUGUUCCCGCUGAAUCCAUGAUCAGCACUGUUUGGAUUAAUAAGGAGAGAAGGAGUUCGCUGUCCCUGGGAGAGGCAGAUCCUGAGGUGGAGGGGAUGCUGGAUGAGGCUGCCCGAGGCUGUCUUCAGGAGUCUCCCUGGCGCACACAUCUAGAAAUGCAUUGUUUGGUCCAAACCUUCCCCCAGGAAACCCAUCAUCAAGUAGAGCAUGAGGGCAAGCUUGUGGAGUCUGACCAAAGGCUUCCUCCAGAAGGAGACACAGGCUUGUUUGAAAACAAUCAGAUAACUCAGCGAGGAGUCAAACUCCCAGAGGAAGCCCAGCAUCAAUGCCAGCUGGGUAACACCCAAACAAAUGCAGUAGGAUCUGCCUUAAAAUUCAGCAUUCAGUGCCCUUCUUCCAUAAAGAACCCACACAGGUCUGGCAAACCUGGUCACUAUCCAUUUCCCCAGAGGAAAACUCCCAGGAUCUCCCAAGCUGCCCGGAACCUGGGCUUAUAUGGUCCAGUGUGA